UUUUGGCUGAGGUACCCGAGAUGGAUGCCACGACGAAGCCCCUGCGAAUCCCCCCAGAGAUGGCUGUGUAUGCGGAAGAGCACGGGGUAUUUGAGAUCAUCCAGAAAAUGGUGGAGAAGCUUUUAGUCGAUCGGCCGGAAGACACCAUCCAGUACCUUAUAGAUCAUCUGCGCAACAAUAAUGAUGACGCACCAAGAAUUGUUAUUUUGGGUCCUCCUGCAUCUGGGAAACACACCAUGGCGACGCUGCUCGGUAAGCGCCUGAAUGCCACUCACAUCACUCCAGAGAAUUUGUUGUCAAACGAUGUCUCUUUGCUGGCGAAGACGGCGCUCUCGUACAAACACAAAGGCCAGGAAAUCCCAAAUGAACUGUGGACCCAGCUCAUCCGGGAGAGGCUGUCUGAAGUGGACUGCGUAAAAAGAGGUUGGAUUCUGGAAGGAUUUCCGAGGACUCGCGAGCAGGCGUUAAUGCUUCAAAUGAACGGAAGUACCCCGGAUCACGUCGUGGUACUGGAUGCUCCCGAUAUUGUCCUCAUUGAGAGAAAUAUGGGGAAAAGGAUUGAUCGCAGAAACGGAGAGGUGUAUCACACUACCUUUGAUUGGCCGGACGACCCAGAAAUACAGAAAAACUUGGUGGAGCCAGAGGGAAUCUCCGAGGAAGAGACCGGCCAGAAGCUUCUGGAAUAUCACAGAAACAUCCCCGGCAUUCUACGCACUUUCCAAAAGGUCCACAAACAAAUCAACGCAGACCAGCCAUGCAUGGAUGUAUUUUCACAAGUACUGACUUUUGUGUUAAGCAAGCCUCGAUCUGCGGCCCCCCACACUCCGCGGGUCUUGAUGUAUGGCCCACCGGGCAGCGGCUGUACCCUGCAGGCAGCGUUACUGGCUCAGAAAUAUGGUGUCAUUAACAUCUCCUGUGGCCAGCUGCUAAAAGAAGCCGUCGCCAACGAGAAGAAAUACGAAGAGAUGAUUGCCCCGUACAUCGAGAACUCACAGCAAGUUCCAAAUACUUUUGUACUGAAGAUUCUGACAGAACGACUCGGCCGACUGGAUUCUUCCACGUACGGAUGGGUGCUACACGGUUUCCCCAGAGACACCGAGCAGGCGGCGCUCCUGUCCGACGCCGGCUUCCAGCCCAACAGAGUUUUUUUCAUGGAUAUCCCAGACGAUGUUGCCGUAGAGCGCCUGUCUUACCGCGUGACAGAUCCCGUCUCCGGAGAGAGGUACCAUGCCAUCUAUAAACCAGCUCCCAGCACAGAGGUCCACCAGCGCCUGCAGAAAAACCCGAAGGAUGCCGAGGAGAGCGUUCAGGCAAAGUUAGACAUGUAUCACGCCAACAUGGAGGACCUGGAGGAGUUUUAUCAGAACGUCAUCCACGUCAACGCUGAUCAGGAUCCUUACACGGUCUUCGAGUUCAUCGAAAGCUGCAUCGUCAAUCCCCUUCCGAAGAGCGUCCCUGAGGACCCCGCGUCUCCCUAAUCUCACUCAGCACAUAGAUCGCUAUCAGACUGGAUGGGCAUGAGGAGUCAUAAAGGUUAUUAUAACCCAGGAACACCUCUGUCCCACCCCGUUUUGCCCGCAGAGCGCCGGUGGUAAGAGCCCCUCUUAAGCUCCACCUUUAUAGAUACCUCUCGUGAGGCAGAUUUGAUGCUUGUUCGUCUUAAACCCGCUUUCCCGCACAGGCACGCAAAUAAAUAAAAAAUACAACGUGAAGCCUUU
Molecule: messenger RNA, 1718 nt
Organism: Spea bombifrons (plains spadefoot toad)
Lineage: Eukaryota; Metazoa; Chordata; Amphibia; Anura; Pelobatidae
Gene: AK8
Product: adenylate kinase 8
Exons: 13
Coding region: 21-1478 (485 amino acids)
Biological process (GO): nucleoside triphosphate biosynthetic process
Cellular component (GO): cytoplasm
Molecular function (GO): AMP kinase activity; nucleoside diphosphate kinase activity; ATP binding
Source: RefSeq, a predicted model, not a curated record